This is a messenger RNA of Magallana angulata, 1062 nucleotides long. RefSeq lists its product as uncharacterized. Gene Ontology annotation, molecular function: chitin binding. NCBI's taxonomy places the organism in Eukaryota, Metazoa, Mollusca, Bivalvia, Ostreida, Ostreidae. The record is from RefSeq and is a predicted model, not a curated record. The transcript has 3 exons. The coding region runs from base 69 to 893 and encodes 274 amino acids. Gene Ontology annotation, cellular component: extracellular region.
AGCAGAAGUUCUAUAUAAAGUCUUUGAGGUCUUUAGGAUUUUGCAUUCUGGGUUGUCAAGCAAGCAAGAUGUUUCCCGCCUUUACUGUGGCUGUCGUCUGCCUCGGACUUGUGUCGGCUGGACCGGCAUCUCGCGAAAAGCGACAAGUCAACUGUCCAGAUGCAUUCACUAACGUUCCCAACCCGUGUGUCAACAAUGUAGAGGGUAAGAUCUACUACCCCCACCCCAGCGACGCCACAAAGUUCAUCCAGUGCGACUUGCUGGGACGCAUGUACAUCAUUCAAUGUCCCAAGGGCCUGACCUACAAACCCACCACCUCAUCCUGUACCUCCGUCAAUGCCCCAGUCCCCACCACAAUGGCUCCUCCUCCCACCACGCAUGCGCCAGUUGUCAUUCCGGUUGUCACAUCUAAACCUACUUCUAACCCAUGCACUUCUACGAACCUUGCACAGGGAAAUAUCUACUUUGCCUACGCCUUCGAUAAGUACCGAUUUAUUGAAUGUGAUCUUCUCGGAAACGCCAAUAUUUUGAGCUGUCCAUCUGGUUUGGUUUGGGAGCAGAGUCGCUUGUCUUGUGUUUACGACAUCGGAACGGAUAACGUUGUACCCAACCCUGCCGGAACCGGAACUGGCACCGGAACCGGAACUGGCACCGGAACUGGCGGCGCCGUGAAUCUGGAGACCGUCUGCGCUUCACCUGGAUCCACAGUAACUACUACCGACGAUUUGUUCCAUCCUUAUCCAGGAGACAAGACCAAGUUCAUCCAGUGCGAUCUCUGGGGUCAGGCCAAUGUCGUAGACUGCCCGACUAACCUCUACUGGAACAAUUCCGCCAAGACGUGCGCUGCUCCGUACGUGGUUAACGGACUCCCUGCUCAAUCUCUUACUGGCUAACUUAGGGACUGCAUACUUAUUCUAGGUUAUGAAAUUGACGUAUAGGUUUAUAAUACAUGUAUAUGUACUUAAAGAUCACACACAUCGAUGGACCAUAUCUCUCUUCUUUUCUCUGUAACUCAGGAAAUGUCUUGUUUGCUUACAUCAUGCAAUAAAUUAAUAUCUUAUA